UGUCUUCGUACAAUAUAGCCGUUGGACUUUGCUCUCCUCUGCUUUGCUCUGCUCUCAGCGAUUCUCCGAUGGGGGUUGGGGCUGUAACGACCCUACAUUCCAGACCUCUAUUCGCCGGAGUUUCUCCUCGCCGUAUUCCAUUUCCUCCGACCAACGGCGCUUUUCACUUCCCUCUGUCUUUCCCUUCCUGCCCUAAACUCCGAUCGUUUUCACGGACCAUUCGUGCCGUCGAGAGUUCGGGCCAGGCGAAUUCUGAUGGAAGUAAUCAUGGAAAGAUUUUUAAUUCAGUAAAUUCGUUAUCUUUGACAAAAGCGCUAUCAAACUUUGUGGCAUCUAACUUCCUUCCAAUAGCUCUGAUCAGCGGAGUAGCUCUAGGAAUCACAAAUCCUACCCUUGGUUGUAUUGCACACAGAUAUUCCUUAUCGACAGUUAGCACUUUUGGAAUUUUUAUUAUUUCAGGGCUGAAGUUGCAGGGUGGGGAAAUUAGAGCAGUUGCAGAAGCAUGGCCUGCAUUAGUGUUUGGUCUAGUUUCUAUUCUGUUGCUUAGUCCAUUCUUCUCUAAGAUAAUUUUACAAAUUCAGCUUGCACCUCAAGAAUUUGUAACAGGGUUGGCUAUUUUUAGCUGCAUGCCAACAACUCUGUCAAGUGGAGUGGCACUAACACAACUUGUGUGCGGAAAUGCUGCUCUGGCUCUUGCUAUGACAGUAAUGUCUAAUCUCUUGGGCAUUCUAAUUGUGCCUUUUUGGAUAUCACGGUUCUUAGCUAAUGAUUUUGGCGCAUCCAUCCCUACUGAGAAGCUGCUUUGGAGUCUUAUUUUCACACUUCUAGUCCCUUUGGUUUUGGGGAAGGUAUUACGAAGUUGCUUCCAAGGUUUGGCCACAUAUGUUGAUCAGAAUCCUAGAAUUUUUUCAGUAGCCAGUACGAUUCUCCUUAGCCUUACACCAUGGAUGCAAGUGAGUAAAUCAGGAGCCUUGCUCUUAAUGGUUAACCCAGUGGUAUUUCUUGAAGCUAUUGGAAUGGGAAUACUCGGGCAUAUCAUCUUAUUAGGUUUUAACGCCAUUGCAUUACAGUCUUUGUCAGCUAUCUUUGGUAGGGAAUCAGUUUUUGGGAAAAAGGAGAAUGCUCGAGCCCUCUUAGUAGUUUCAAGUCAGAAAGCACUGCUUAUUGUAGUAGCAGUAGUGGAGCAGCUUGGUGGUGCACUUGGUGAAUCUGGGUUGCUUGUUAUUCCUUGUGUUGCAGCACAUAUUAACCAGAUUAUCAUCGACUCAUUUCUAGUUAACUUUUGGCUUCAGAAAGAUCAAUCAUCAAGCAAGAUAAGGAAAUCAUGAAACAUGAUCCACAUCAAUUAACAAAUAUCUCUAGAGUAAAUUCUUUUCUUCCUAUUCCAUUUACUAGCUUCAAAGCCUGUGUAAUUGCCAAGUACUGCAUGUAAUCUUGUCUUUGCUAGUUGAUUUGGGCCAAACCAUCACAUUUGCUUGCUAGUUCUUCUUUGCAUAGCUCAAGGAUUUUAUCUUAGAGAUCGGGUUAAUCGUUUGGCAAGGUAUGUUGCAUCCCAGGUUUGCACAUGUUGACUUCAUGUAAGAUGAUUGUUUCAUUUGAAAAAUAACCUUUUUAUCUGAAAGCCAUGCAAUAAGAAUAUCGUAUUAUCCCUUU
Molecule: messenger RNA, 1653 nt
Organism: Vitis riparia (riverbank grape)
Lineage: Eukaryota; Viridiplantae; Streptophyta; Magnoliopsida; Vitales; Vitaceae
Product: probable sodium/metabolite cotransporter BASS4, chloroplastic
Exons: 14
Coding region: 69-1328 (419 amino acids)
Cellular component (GO): chloroplast envelope
Source: RefSeq, a predicted model, not a curated record